GUGAGUUGCAUAGAUGUCUGAGAAAGAGCCUCUUUUGACUAAUGGUUCAGAUAACCUGUUUGCAAGCCACAAGACCUCUAAAUCAGAUGUGGACCCUACAAUUGUGGAGAACUUCAGGAGGAAGCUUAAAUAUUUCUUCAUGAGUCCAUGUCAGAAGUACAGAGCGAGGGGUCGUAAGCCAUGGAAACUGAUGCUGCAAAUUCUCAAGAUUGCUAUCAUUACCAUUCAGUUAGUCUCCUUUGGAUUGAGCAAUGAGAUGAUGGUCACCUUCAGAGAGGAGAAUCUCAUCGCCUUCAAGCAUUUCUUCCUGAAAAAUUACCAGGACAGUGAUACAGAUUAUGGCGUAUACACCAAACAUGAUGUCCAUGACCACAUCCAGCAUAUAAUCAAAAGGUAUGUACACCUGCAGAAUUUUACUGUUGGUAAUCAUGCAUUUGAGAAGAUUGAUGGCAUGGUCACCCCUCUGUCUCUCUGUCAAGACUUCUAUCGACACGCUAACAUUUCACCUACCAAUGAGACCUUUGAUAUUGACCCUCAUGUAGAGACAGAAUGCAUUUCCAUUUACCCCAUAUCACCCUACAAGAAUGAUGGUUUGGCAAAUGACACAAACUUCACUUUAGACUUUCAAAAACUGUUAGCAGUGAACAUCUAUCUCAAAGUAAAAGCGAUCAACCUUCAAACAGUACAACAUCAAGAGUUGCCUGACUGCUAUGACUUUAACAUUAAUAUCAAGUUUGACAACCAGGCACACAGUGGGCAAAUCAAAAUAUCUCUAAACAGUGAUGUACAGAUAAAGGUUUGUAAGGACUGGAACGUUUCUGGCUCAACAGACAUUCACUUCUUGCUCAUAGUUCUGUUUGACUGUGUGGUCAUCUGCGCCUGUCUGCUUUCACUCAUCCUCUGCACACGCUCAGUCUACACCGGCAUUCUUCUACAGUUUGAGUAUACCACAUUUGUGUCUAUUCAGCAUGGUAAAACAGUGUCGUGGUCAGAGAGAAUGGAGUUCAUCAGUGGCUGGUAUAUUCUCAUCAUCAUCAGCGACACACUGACUAUUACUGGUUCAGUUCUCAAAAUAUGCAUACAGAGCAAGGAACUGACUAACUAUGAUGUGUGCAGUAUUCUGCUGGGCUCUGCAACAAUGCUGGUGUGGAUCGGAGUCAUGCGUUACCUAAGCUUCUUUCAGAAGUAUUAUAUCCUCAUUCUCACUCUGCGGGCUGCUGUACCCAACGUUAUUCGAUUCUCCCUCUGUGCUGUUAUGAUCUAUCUCAGUUACUGCUUCUGCGGAUGGAUUGUGUUGGGGCCACACCAUGAAAACUUUCGGACAUUUAAUAUGGCGGCCGACUGCCUGUUCUCCAUGAUCAAUGGAGAUGAAAUCUACUCCACCUUCACUAAACUCCGUGACAGGAAUUAUCUGGUGUGGGUGUUCAGCAGGAUAUACGUCUACAGCUUCAUUCCUCUCUUCACCUACAUGGUGCUGAGUCUCUUCAUCGCCCUCAUCACAGAGACAUAUGAGACCAUAAAGCAUUAUCAGAAGGAUGGUGCUCCAUUUUCAGAACUGCAGGCUUUCAUUGCUGAAUGCAGGGAUCCACCUGACUCAGGGAAAUACAUGAUGGAUGAAGAGGCCUCCACCUCUGGCUGCCUUUGUGCUCCUUGUGUAUAUUGUGCCUGAAGCUGAUGAGAAACCUGUAGGAGCAACACAUUUAUAUACUGCUGCAAGAACGCACAAAAUACUUGUUUGAACAGGAACACUUUUUUCCUUCCAAAGUAUUUAAAGCACAGAAAAAACCUCUCCUAGUACUCGCCAUUUAACAUGAUUUGUGCACUUUAAUGUAAGCUGCUUUGAUUAGAAAACAUCUGUUGAGAACAUUAGUGUAUAUGAAGGGCAGCUUCAUAUUUCAAGUUUGAAAUGAAUGUGGGCUGCAUGGAGCUCUAGUUGUGUUAGUUUGUAAUUACUGAUACAUCUGUUGAACAAGCCUAUGCAACUUCUUUUUUUUUUUUAUUUACAUGUUUAUUUAUUUAAUUUCAGUUAGUGACAUGUUUUUCUUGUAAUUGAAAAAAGAUAAAAACUCAGAAAUAUUUUUGACUAUUUUUAAGAUUUACACAUUUCAAUUUCAUAACAAAAUUACAUCAAAUUGAAUUCUGAAAUGUUUUACGAAAUAAAAAAAAUAAAAAAAAUAAAAUAUAUAUAUAUUUGAUGGAAUUUUGUCAUGAAAUUCAAAUGUGUAUAUCUUUAAAUUAUAUUUUUGGAGUGCACAGUCACAAGUGCAAAAAAAUAAAAAUUAAUUAAUUUUUUUGCACAUACAGCAGGAAUAUCACUUGAUCAACCAUUUUAUUUUCUGUUAAGCUGUAAUCAUAUUGUAGUUUAUAAUGUCUUGUACACCAUAACUUUUCCAGUAGGCAUUGUACACAGAAGAGACAAUUAUAACAAUAAAUCACCCAAUCCAAAACCCAAAAAUAAGGAAUAGCUAAAUGUUGUAAUAUUAUUAUUAUUUUUUUUUCCUGUGGCUAGACCAGUUCAAAUAUAUUUUUUAAAUAUCUAAUUAAUUAAUUAGUUAAAUGUAUGCAUCUAUGUCAAAAUGGCCCAAUUUACCUGAAUUCACCCUAAAUAAAUAAAUACAUUUGAUGGCAGUUUUUAAAUAUAUGCUUAUUAAAAAAAAUAAAAAAUAAAAAAUAAAAAAUAAAAAUAAAAUUCUAGCAGAUAGUGUAGAAAUGUUCUGUUUAUUUAAUCACUCAUCAUUUCACAAUAAGCAUUUUAUAAGAACAUAUUGUUCUUCUCUUAGUACAGCGCGGUACAAUUUGGAGCUACCAUGCAAGUAAAGGCCCACUUUGGAAAUACUUCAAUACAAAUCUAUUCGCUUCUUUCCCAAUUAUAGAAAAAAAGAGAUUUUCGGCAUUUUCGUUUCGUAACCUAACAGUGUUACUGGCCUCAGUGCAUCUAUUCAUGUAGGGACUUUAGCCCCAA
Molecule: messenger RNA, 2962 nt
Organism: Myxocyprinus asiaticus (Chinese sucker)
Lineage: Eukaryota; Metazoa; Chordata; Actinopteri; Cypriniformes; Catostomidae
Product: mucolipin-3-like
Exons: 12
Coding region: 14-1669 (551 amino acids)
Cellular component (GO): plasma membrane; lysosomal membrane
Molecular function (GO): NAADP-sensitive calcium-release channel activity
Source: RefSeq, a predicted model, not a curated record